GCGGUGGCCGGAAAGGUUCAAACUUCCUCGACGUUCUGAAUUUGGGAGCGUCUCGGGCCUUCGCCUGGGGGUGGAGCAUGCUCUAGGCGGAGCCUGCAAAAGUUGGAGAUGUGGAAGACCUCCUGUGGAAUCUGAAGAAGCCCUCGCAGAUUUUAAUUCCCACUCUAGAUUCUGAUCACCAUGGCAACCAGACAGAAGUUGAUGAGAGCAGUUAGAGUUUUUGAAUUUGGUGGACCAGAAGUACUGAAACUGCAGUUGAAUGUUGCAGUACCGAUUCCUAAAGACAAUCAGGUUCUAAUCAAGGUCCAUGCAUGUGGUGUCAAUCCUGUGGAAACAUACAUUCGCUCUGGUACUUAUAGUAGAAAACCACUCUUACCCUAUACUCCUGGCUCAGAUGUGGCUGGGGUGAUAGAAGCAGUUGGAGAUAAUGCAUCUGCUUUCAAGAAAGGUGACAGAGUUUUCACUAGCAGCACGAUCUCUGGAGGCUAUGCAGAGUAUGCUCUUGCAGCAGACCAUACUGUUUACAAACUGCCUGAAAAACUGGACUUUAAACAAGGAGCCGCCAUCGGUAUCCCAUAUUUUACUGCUUAUCGAGCUCUGAUCCACAGUGCCCGUGUGAAAGCUGGAGAAAGUGUUCUAGUUCACGGGGCGAGUGGAGGAGUUGGAUUAGCAGCCUGCCAAAUUGCUAGAGCUUACGGCUUAAAGGUUUUGGGCACUGCUGGUACUGAGGAAGGACAAAAGGUUGUUCUGCAAAAUGGAGCCCAUGAAGUGUUCAAUCACAGAGAAGUUAAUUAUAUUGAUAAAAUUAAGACAUAUGUUGGUGAGAAAGGAAUUGAUGUAAUUAUUGAAAUGUUAGCUAAUGUAAAUCUUAGUAAAGAUUUGAGUCUUCUGUCGCAAGGAGGACGAGUGAUAGUUGUUGGCAACAGAGGUACUAUUGAAAUAAACCCACGGGACAUCAUGAUAAAGGAGUCGAGUAUAAUUGGAGUUACUCUCUUUGCCAUAACCAAGGAGGAAUUUCAGCAAUAUGCAGCAGCCCUUCAAGCUGGAAUGGAAAUUGGUUGGUUGAAACCUGUAAUAGGUUCUCAGUAUCCACUGGAGAAGGUGGCUCAGGCUCAUGAAAAUAUCAUUCAUGGCAGUGGGGCUACUGGAAAAAUGAUUCUUCUCUUAUGAUGAUUAAUUAUUUCAUGGAUUUCCUAUGUAAUUAGAGGUAUUGUCUUUCCCCCAGUUGGACUUACCCUAUCUUUUCUUUAAUUAACAUUCAAUUCAGUGAGUUUCUUAUGUGAAAAAAUAAGAUUUUUAUUUGGAGAGCAGAAGCAGAAGAGUAGAAUUCAUUGUAUAGCUAGCAAUAUUUUUUAUGCCAUCUGUCUCAAAUCAAGGAGUCAUCACAGUAGCAAAUAGCAUGUUAGUGGUCAUUUGGCAUGAGGAUGCAUUCCAGUAAUUCUUAAAUGAUGCUUGAUUAAUUCCAUACCUUUGAUUAAAACAUGCUAGUUCACAAUAAGACUGCUCAGUUUCCAAGGGUUUUCAAUCCUACUUACCUUUCUAAAGGUUCUCUAGUCUCUGAUUAGCCAUGACUGUAUUGGACUUUGAAGAUUUUUUUGGACUAAAAAACCUCUCUUCUAAACUAAUCUUUCUUGGAUCUAUAAAUCUUUUGUAAAGGCAAGAAUAAAGAAUGUCCAGGAUAAUUCAUUAGUUUUCUCAGGAUUUUCUCAAAUAUUAGAAUAGUCACUUCAUUGUUGGCUAGCUGCCAAUGACUCCAUAUGUUCUGUGAGAACAGGAGCUUUAUCUCUGCUAUAAUACAUAGCCUCCAAAUAGGUAAUACUUCUCAAUUGAUUAGAUUUUCAGAGUAGAUUUAGGUUAUCUGUUUGUGUGGUGAGGGUCAUAUAUUUUUGUUGAAAAUUUAUCAAAUUUUAUCACAAAUUUGAUAAAUUAAUGAUCUGCAUUUGUCUCAUAACAUAAUGUGUAAUAAAAUCUAUGGAAAAUUAAAACUUGCUUUCUAGUUUUUAUGGUAUUUGCUUCUUAUCACUUCUGCAUAGCUCCUCACAGUCACUUCUUAACAGUGCUCUUUGCUGGAAGCCUUUAUCUGAAUUAAAUGCAGUGAUGACUUCUUAGCAGGCUUGCCAUCAAUACUAUGUUCAGGAAAAGAAAAAGUUUGGCUGCUUGUUGUUUCUGUUUUUCUUCACAUGAGCACAUCCUUUUGUCUUCUUACAUGAUGUGGUUGAUUGUUUUGACCUGAUUUGUCCUAUUGAAUGACAAUUUCUGGCUUGAACAUGGAAUUCUGCCUCAAUAAUAAACAGAAAACACAGCUAAUUUUUAUAGUUGAAGGAUAAUGUUGGCUUCUGGCUGUAUGUGCCAUGGCUGAAGUGUUUUUGCUAUUAGCAUUUUCCAACUUUAUCCACUAUUUCUUUUAUAGGUUAACUGUCCUGUAAAAUAACACUGAAAAAAAAGGGUUAAAGCAAUGUCACCAAUAUAGGCUAGCAUUUUAUUUGCAUCCUAAAAUGGAGGAUUCCUUUCCAUGCCACAAGGUAAAAGACUAAUUAUUCUGCAAAAGUCAGUUUAAUCUGUUUGUACCUUUGCCUCUUCUAUAGAAAGAGUCAAAGCAUACAGAUGACAACAUUUCACAAUACAUUGAUACAGUUCAGUUAAUCUUGAAGGCAAAACAAGCCAAACUGUAUGUAUUAAUACCAUAUUUAUGAAUAUGUAGCACUGGGUAUGUUCUCUGCAUAAAUCUGUGUAGUUCUAGUCUUGUCCCAACUUUCAGCCAACUGCAUUCACUACUUGGGUGGUGCCUGUGGCCUUAGGGCUACUGCAUAGUAGUGCCUGCUCCUGAUGAAAAGUAGAGAAUAACCUGUAUAGUAAACAAGCAUUGUUUCACUCAGUCUUGGAUUUCUGUUCCUGGUUGCUUUGACUUCGGUGACCUAGAGUCACAUAAUGUGUUCAAGACCAAAUUGGUCAGCACCCUGAGCCCAAAAAGGUGAAUCAACAUACCAGAGGUCACAUGACUAGGAAAUUCAAAUUCAGCUGACUUUUUUCUAGGCUAUUGAUAUAAAACCAUAAAUUUAAAUUCCCAGGCCUUUGGCUUUCCUUGCUCACUAUACCUCUGGCUUCUCUAAUAGAUUAUUCUGUUGAUCCAUUAGUUCAACAAGUAUUUACUUAGUACCUAGAGUCUGAGAAAGCACCCUCCUGGAUUUUGAGAAUACAGAGGUAUGUAAGACAGAGUCCCUAACCUUAAACUCAUAGUUGGGUACGGAUGAGAACCAAGUAAAACAUUUUAGAGUACAAGAGAGUGUCAGACAGGGUUCUCCAGACAAACAAUAAGAUGUAUGUGUAUUAAGAGAUGUGUUUAAGAGAAUUUGCUCAUGCAGUUAUGGGGAAUGGCAAGUUAAAAUCUGUAGGGCAGGCCAGCAGGCUGGAAAUGCAAGUAGUUUCUAUUGUUCCAGUCUUGAAGAAUUCUUUUUCUGGGAAACCUAGUUUUUUUGUUCUUAAGGCUUUCAGCUGAUUGGAUGAGGCCUACCUGCAUUAUUGAGGGACAUCUCCUUAAAAUCAACUGAUAAUUUUUUAUAAACACAUAAGUAGGACAUGAUGACUAUGUUGACACAAAACUAACCAUCACAAGGGUGACAGACACAGAGGAGGGGCACUUAGUGUAGCUUGAGAUUCACAAUCAUACAUUUAAUACAUUUGUUGUAUUUGGUAGCUGUCUCCAUCCAUAGUAGCUCUAACCAUAGAAGUGAAAAAUAGAAUGCUUCUGAAAGGAAAAAAAAAAACCUAGCAUUUUAUAAUGUCCUUAACUUAGCUUAUUGAGUCAAGAAAUUACAUAUGUGCCAAGGGGCUUCCCCAGUUCAUAGUGUAAAGAGUUUUCUUUUUCUGCGCAGUUACCAGGAACAGCAAAACCUGUCAGGUCACUUUGACCUACCUCUUUCAGCCUCCUCGACCAUAUCUUACAAACAGAAAAACACCUCAGGUCACUGCUCAAUCAUUUCUUUCUAAUACUGUCAUUUUUUUUAGUAUAGUGCUUCCAAAUGUCAUUUAAAAAUUGUCAUAUGACAAUUUUACUAAUCCAUAGGGCUCAUACUGUGAGAAUUUCCUACAUCCAAGGAAAGGGCUUAGAAAAUGUUAUAGAAAGAGACAUAAGUUCACUUUGGUCUGUGUCCACUCCUAAGUCAUACAUGGAGACAGUCUGUGUAUGUCAUUAAAAGUGAGUCUAAUACUCAUCCCAAAACCAUUAUGUGAUACAGAUGUUCAUUAAAUGUGCUAAAUAUAACCACAGAUAGCAGUCACUGAUUUAUUCAUUUCUAACUUUAUGUAAAAAUACCCACAAAACUCCAGUAGUAGAAGAAAGUGAAGAGUAUACCUUGUGCCAAAAUCCAUUGGGAAUUUCUAACAUCAGUGUCAAUCAUUUGAUUCAUUGAACCAAAUUAUGUACAGAGUAGGCAGGAAAAAGCCACAACUCAAUCACUGCCCCAUGACAGAUAUAACUUGUCCAAAACUCCCAUUGUUUAGCUUCACUGAAGAAGCUAGUUUUGGGUUAAAUUAAGUUUAACCCUAAAUAAAUAAAGGGUCUGUCAAACACUUACAUUAAUUUCAUUGCCCUGGCUUUCAGAAAGCUAACAUCGUGCUCUGUACAGAAGGGAAAGAUUUCAGCAGGAAGGGGAGAGAGGAACAUGAAUGGAUACAAGACUAAGUACAUGUAACCAGUGAACUUAUGAAAGGAGUUGUUCAACCUCACUAGUAACAGAGGAAAUGACACUCAUGUACUAUUGGCAGGAGUAUAAAAUUGUUUUUGUUCCGGAGAAUAGGUAAGUAAUGUCUUUAAAUUUUAAAAUGUGGAUUUCCUUUGAUCCAUUAAUUCUACCACAGAAAUUUAUCCUAAAAAGAUAGACAUAUAUGGAAAGAUGUGCCAAAAUUGUUUUCGUUGCAGCAUUGAUUAUUAUAGUGAAAUAUUGGAAACGACUUAAAUUUCCAUCAAUUGAAUGAUUUAACAUGCCAAUCAAUACAUCCAUACAGUGCAAUACAAUGUAACUAUUAUAAUGACAAAGUAGACCCAUAGUUCUAGACAUGGGAAAAUGUUUAAGGCAUGCUAUUAACAGUAUUAUUAAUAAGUUUGAAAAGCAGAUAUGGGAGAUAUGUAGUAUAAUUCUACUAACAUAUAAUCCUUUUUGUGUGUGCAUUUCAAGAUAUACCUAGUAGAUAGUUACCAAAAUGAUUUGUCUUAGUGCUGGGAUUAUAAAUAUUUUCCCCAACACUUUUCAAACAUAUUCAAAUUGAUCAUUUUUAAUAAAAAGUUGUUUCUGACAAAUCAGUAGCUAAAUUCUAUUUAGGAAGAAUAAUUUAUUAAAUAAUAAAUAUUAAUCUAAAUCUUAAUGUCAAAAAUAAAAAUAAACUCCAGAUUUCUAAAUAUAUAUAUAUAUAUAUAUAUAUAUAAAAUUUUGAAUCUUCUGUAAUUGUCUGCCUGCACAUUCAGAUUAACAGUUGUCCCUUGGUAUACAUGAGGGAUUGAAUCCAGAACCCUCUGAAUAUACCAAAAUCCUCACAUACACAAGAACCACAGUCAUCCCUGUAGAACCGGCAUACAUUAAAAGCCAACACUCCAUAUUUAUGGGUUUCACAUCCUGCAAAUACACCUGCAUUUGGUUGAACAAAACAAAAUCUGCAUAUAAGUGGAGGCAUAUAGUUCUAACCCAUGUUGUUCAGUGGUCAACUGUAGUUCUUACAUGUGCAGAAAAUUUAUUCUUAUAACAUGCUCAGUAAAAAAAUUAUAGUGUGUUUGUAUUGAAUUUGAACUAAGUGGAUCAUAAUAAUUUAGUUUUUUUUUAAAUAAUAAAUUGUCCUUUGAAAAAAGUUCCAUUUUCUUUUCAAAAGAUAAAGCAUUCUUCAGGCGAUGGGAACUAUCUAUUUUUGGAGGAAAACUUUGUGUUUGCAUUUCUAGAAAUGAAGGAUCAGUUUAACUCAUGGCUAAUAAGAAACUCAAAAUGAACUUGGGCUUAUUGAUUGGUUUUGGAUGUUUAUUUUUAUUGUAGCAUCACAUUUGAAAUCCAAUUUUAAGCAUCACCUCUAAUCAAAGCUCUUUUAGUAUGUGUGACAAAUGCAUUUUAACAAAAUUGUACCCAUGUAUUAUUUGGUGAAAUAUUUUGCUUAGGAAUUAACACUGCAAUUCUGUUUCACAGUUUAUCCAUGUAAUUUGAGUUUUUACAUGUCUUGCAGUUUCUUUCAUCCUAGAGUAGCUUUGGGUUUAUUAGCUGGUUUCACUUAGUCUUGUUUAUAGGUCUAUCACUAUAGCUUCUAAGUGCGUCUCAGAUUAUGUUCUCUUUUAUGUCUAUCAAACUGCGUUUCCACAUAAAUGAAAACUCUUCAAUUGCUGGAA
This is a messenger RNA of Callithrix jacchus (white-tufted-ear marmoset), 6361 nucleotides long. RefSeq names its product crystallin zeta (gene CRYZ). The record is from RefSeq and is a predicted model, not a curated record. Gene Ontology annotation, molecular function: quinone reductase (NADPH) activity; mRNA 3'-UTR binding; NADPH binding. Lineage: Eukaryota; Metazoa; Chordata; Mammalia; Primates; Cebidae. Gene Ontology annotation, cellular component: cytosol.